Molecule: messenger RNA, 762 nt
Organism: Striga hermonthica
Lineage: Eukaryota; Viridiplantae; Streptophyta; Magnoliopsida; Lamiales; Orobanchaceae
Source: the annotation of a GenBank genome assembly
AUGGAACCCAAAUAUGAAUGUCUCCUCUUCGAUGUUGAUGAUACCCUUUAUCCCCUGAGUUCUGGCAUAUCAGCAGAAUGCACCAAGAACAUUAUAGAAUAUAUGAUCAAUAAGCUUGGCAUUGAGGAGGAGAAAGUCCCUGAGAUGAACGCGCAGCUGUACAAGGAAUACGGCACGACUAUGGCCGGUCUUCGGGCUCUCGGGUAUGACUUUGACUACGAUGAUUACCAUAGCUUUGUGCACGGUAGAUUGCCUUACGAUUGGUUGAAGCCCGAUCACACUCUAAGAAACCUUCUCCAUAGCCUCCCCUUACGUAAAGUCAUCUUCUCAAAUGGAAACGAAGCCCACGUGGCUAAAGUUCUGAGUAGGCUCGGGAUAGAGGAUUGCUUUGACGACAUCAUUUGUUUCGAGACUUUGAAUCCGUCACACACCAACAAUCUGCUCGAAAAUGGUGAAACCCACGAGUCCCCGAUAAUAUGUAAGCCUUUUGAGUACUCAUUCGAACAAGCAUUCAAAAUUGCGGAGAUUAACCCGCGGAAAACGCUGUUUUUCGACGACUCGAUCCGCAAUCUACAGGCUGCAAAUAGUGUAGGCCUCAAAACUGUUUGGGUGGGCUCGUCUCAUAGGACAAAAGGUGUCGAUUAUGCGUUGGAGAGCAUUCACAAUAUAAAGGAGGCAUUGCCCGAGCUGUGGGAAGCUUUGGAGAAAUCGGAUGUUCGUUACUCGAGUGAGACUGCGAUCGAGACCUAUGUGAGGGCUUAG